Messenger RNA from Epithele typhae, 2856 nucleotides. RefSeq lists its product as uncharacterized. The annotation marks the transcript as partial. The transcript is spliced from 9 exons. The record is from RefSeq and is a predicted model, not a curated record. Lineage: Eukaryota; Fungi; Basidiomycota; Agaricomycetes; Polyporales; Epitheliaceae.
AUGUGCUCCGACGAGAACGGCGCUCACCACACGCUCUUGUACCUCAACGCUCAGCUGGAGGCUUUGUACAACAGCGCGAAGCAUUGCCUCGCUGAGCACAGUGGGUCACGCCGCCCAGAGAGUCGUAUGUUCAGUCACAACUACGCCCUCGCGAAAUAUAGCGCCUCUGGCUUGGACGGUACCUUCGAUGUCGCUUUCCACGCCACUUUUGGCAGGCCCGUCCUGCAGUUUAUCUGUGGCCACGACGCCGUCCUUCACCUCACUCUGGAUGAAAGCCGCUUUGUUGUAGGCGGCAGGGUCUCGACGCUAUACCCGACUCCUCUCAGGGUUACUUAUCGCAUCCCCUUCGAGAGACGCUCCAUCUAUGGGGAAACCCUUCUCAUUGGUGAAUAUGAGAGCGCGAUCAACCUACUGAUCCUCGACUUCGAGAACUCGGUUCUUCUUUCUACCUUGCCGCAUGUUUCAUUCGGGAACGUCCAGCUCACCCGUUUCCUCGCGGGCUAUCUUCGAUUGCUCCAGGAAGCUGGCAACCAUGUCUUCUUCUCCCCUCCGAAGUUUGGUCCCUACAGCCCGGUGAUGAUCACCGACUACGCUCUCUUGGACCUCCCUGAGGCUUUCUUCCACAACUCCAUCCGAGGGAUCAGCGUCGACAAGAUCAACACCUAUCUUACUUCGAUCUGGCUCAAGUCGUCCAUGCUUUCUUACCGCGGCAUCAACGGCGAGAAGGUUGACUGGCCUCUUCGACUCCUCGCACAGUUCAACACGAGGUCUUACGGGCAAGGGACGUACGGUCGCUUCCGUAUGGGACUGGAGCCUCCUACCGUUGAGAUCGUGUGCGACAAGGAGCUCAUCGUUUACUUCAACAUCGACGAGCUUGAUUGUUUCGAUCACAAUGGGAACGUCACUCACUCUUUCAAGGACUGGAAGAUUGCUCUAGUCGUCGACGUUUUGUACCUUAACGAAGCUGACAGUCGCGUUGUGACCCUUCGGCUCGACUAUGACAAAGAGCCGCGCUACCAUGAUUUGAAGUCAUACUUCCCCGGUCUCGUCGAGGACGAUGCGGUGUGCGGCGAACAGACGGAACUUCUCGUGCGAUUCUUUACCAAGGAAUACCUCCGCCUCCUGAAGGACGCCCACUACGACAUUCUGUACACCCACGACACCCGCUGGGAGACAGUCCACAAGCCUCUUGAGCACCCCUCCGGUGGGUGGGAAGUCGGUCUUCCGGAUCACUCUCGUGACUCGAUCCGGCACACGCACAUGUACGGCUUCGACCAGGUCACCGCGCUCUCGCACGGCUCGCUCGACGCGCACUUCGCUUCGCUCCGCAAGAGGACGCACGGCAUCCUGCGCAAGUGGAACCACGACAAGUUCUUCAGCGCCAGGUUCAAGCCGCUCACGGUCCGUCUUCUAAGCGACAACCGCGCGAUCGUGUGGGUGCACCUCAAGGGCGGCAUCCUCACCACACUCCGCGAGUGGGUGCCGUCGCUGGAGCCCGACGCGACCGCUACUUUCGGGGAGUGGCGCCUCGCCUUCGAGGUGCCACUGAAGAAGUGCACGCAACAAGAGCUGGAGGGCUUUGAUUCGGUCGAAUACAAGAACACCGUGGCCUUCGAGAAGCACGGUGUCGCCGAAGACUUUGAGCUCAACCACGUCUAUCUCGACCUCCAGAACGCCGAUUACAUCCACGACUACUCGCUGUUCGCGGACCUCACCCACGACAAGCAGGGGAUCCGCCACUCCGUCCUCAAGCUCCAGGCGGCCAUCCACUACAUGACUCAACACUACUUCCCAGCCCUCUGCGAGCACACCUUCCACGUCCUCACCAGCGUCCCCGUCUGGAAGGCGAACACGACUCUCCCCUCCUCCUACGCGCUCACGAGCGUCGACUUCCAAGUCUACUCCUCCGCGCCCGUCACGCGCAAGAAUUGGGCGCACGUCUCGGCCGGGCACGAGCCCGUGCUCGUCGUCUUCGGCAUGACCGCGCACCGCCCCCCGCCCGCGCACCACCUCGACUGGUCCGCGAGCUGGGUCGUGCACGCCGACGCCGCGCGCAGCUUCUCCCACGGGACGCUCAGCAUCGCGCGGCGCGUGUUCAUGGACGAGCGCGUCCUCGCGCUCCUCGCGCGCGUCAACGUGCUCACCACGCUCGUCCCGCACCGCGCGGACGCCCUUGAGCAGCCCGACUUCCGCGGGCUCCAGCUCGUACCCUGGGCCCGCCAUGAGCAGCGCAAGCAGUGGCCGGCCGAGUGGGUCAUUCAGCCCACGGCGGACGACGGCACGCUCCAGUACCUCUGGCAGCAUGACGAGCGCUGGCAGUACGACUCGCGUGGCAACGCGAACCCGACGAACACCUCGCGUGGCGUGUCUUGCGUCACGCGCAAUUAUGUGGAGCUCCCGACCGCCGUCAAGCAAGGCGCUCUGAGCAUCAGGAUCGGCGGCGAGGUCCAGCUCAGUAUUUCGCUGCAGAACGCAAGGACCUACACCGCGCGCGCCUCCGUCAGCUGGUCGACGCACGUCACCGUCCACACGCUCGGGAACACCAUCACGGUCGACACCGUCGGCUCGCACGACCCCGCCUUCACCCCCGCCACGUACGCGAUCGGGCUCGACGUCGUCCCGCUCGCCGAGCUCGAGCUCUCCGCGACGCUCGCGGACCCCGCCAAGCUCCUCGCCGACGCGUUCCCGCCCAAGGUGGACCUCGACGGGCUCGUGCGCGAGCUCCGCGCGUUCGAGGGCGCGUGGCAGUACUGCUUCCCGCUCGCGGGCGCGGGCGCGUACGCGCUCGCGAGCCCCGUCUUCAACGCGGACGGGGACCUGCUCUUUGAGCUCCGGCGGCACGGCGCGGGCGCGGGC